AUGUCGUUACCAAAAUACCAAAAAGCAGUUAUUGUUGAGAAGUAUGGAUCGGGCCUUACACUCAAAGAAAUUCCCGUGCCUGAAGUGGCUCCUGGCCGGGUGCUGGUAAAAGUGGAAGCCAGCGUUCUGGGAAGUGGACUCAAGUCCAGAGUCGAGGCACCUAAAAAUCCACAGUUUAGUCUUCCCGAGCCUUUCAUUGCAGGAACAGCCGGCGUGGGAAGAGUGAUCGAGAGUGACACUUUUAAAAAGGGGCAGCUCGUUUAUCUUGAUUCCGCCGUUUGGUCGAGAGAUGCUCCCAGCCACUAUCUGGUGAAGUCGGUUGCAGAUGGUCCAACUCCAGAAUCUAAGGCCUUAUCGGCACAAGAGUACAAGAGAAACGGCUACCUGUCGGAGUACGCACUCGUGGACAUUGAGAGCUGCUACCCUAUCAAUGAAGAGGCUAUCAAUUUCGACACGGACUUUAUUCCUGGCUUGAGCUUCCCUCUCGUGGCCUAUGGUGGAUUUAGAGAGGUAGAUUUAAAGCCAGGAGAGACUGUGGCUGUCGGUCCUUGUACCGGACGGUUUAGCAGUGCUGCUGUUGCGGUGGCCGCUUCACUGGGUGCUAAAGUCCUUGCCUUAGGAAGAGACAAAGCGGCUCUCGAGAAACUUGCAUCCAAUUAUAAAAACGUUUAUCCUGUUGUUCUGACAGGCGAUAAAGAGGCUGAUACAGCUACUCUUCAAAAGUUCGGUUCUCUCGACGUUUUUAUGGACUUCAGCCCUAGCGGAGUACCAGGCCCAAUUUAUCUGGAUGCUGCCCUCGGUGCCCUCAGAUUUGGAGGAAGAAUUGUACUUUCGGGCCUAGUUUUUGGCAAUGUUACUAUCCCAUAUGCACUAAUUGUCGCAAAUGAUCUUACUGUCAAAGGUAAGUUCAUGUAUUCGCGCCAGGAGGCCAAGGACUUCUUCAAAUUGGUUGAGAAUGAAAUCUUUAAGCUGGAUCACGUGAGCGCAAAGAAAUUCCCUAUCGAGAAGUACUCAGAAGCUGUUGACGAGGCCCAAGAAAAAGGUCCAUGGGAUCACCUGAUUGUGGUUAACACUAAGUAA
Molecule: messenger RNA, 1080 nt
Organism: Ogataea parapolymorpha DL-1
Lineage: Eukaryota; Fungi; Ascomycota; Pichiomycetes; Pichiales; Pichiaceae
Exons: 1
Coding region: 1-1080 (359 amino acids)
Source: RefSeq, a predicted model, not a curated record